AGGCGGGAGCCGUGUCGCACGCAGCUCCAGGCGGGGCAGCCCCGGCGGCUGAGGGACGCAGCCAGACCUUGGCGGGACGGGGAUUUAACCGGGGCCCGGGCUCAGCGACCAGGUGGAGACAUCGCCCGAGCCAUUUAGGCACCAAGGGAAAUGAGGGUUUGCCUGCAAUGAGAUUUCAUUCUCUACAUACAAAGGACAUCCUUUCUGAGCUGCUGUGAAUAAAUUUGGAAUGAUACUGUAUAUUUUCAUCUGAUGGAGAAUUAGCUGUACCUUGAGUUUGGAUUGCUGCACUGGACGACCUAAGAAUAUCGCUCACGAUGUCAUCAAACAGGAGUCAGAAUCCCCAUGGACUGAAGCAGAUUGGCCUUGACCAGAUCUGGGACGACCUCCGCGCUGGAAUCCAGCAAGUAUAUACCAGACAAAGUAUGGCGAAAUCCAGAUACAUGGAGCUCUACACUCACGUUUAUAACUACUGCACGAGUGUUCACCAGUCAAACCAGGCCCGAGGGGCUGGCGUCCCUCCCUCCAAAUCGAAAAAGGGUCAGACGCCUGGGGGAGCUCAGUUUGUUGGCUUGGAAUUAUACAAACGACUUAAAGAAUUUUUGAAGAAUUACUUGACAAAUCUUCUUAAGGAUGGAGAAGAUUUGAUGGAUGAGAGCGUACUGAAGUUCUACACUCAACAAUGGGAGGAUUAUCGAUUUUCCAGCAAAGUGCUGAACGGAAUCUGUGCCUACCUCAAUAGACAUUGGGUUCGCCGUGAAUGUGACGAGGGACGGAAAGGAAUAUAUGAAAUCUAUUCUCUUGCGUUGGUGACUUGGAGAGAUUGUCUGUUCAGGCCAUUGAAUAAACAGGUAACAAAUGCUGUUUUAAAACUGAUUGAAAAGGAAAGAAACGGUGAAACCAUCAACACAAGACUGAUAAGUGGAGUUGUACAGUCUUACGUGGAGUUGGGGCUGAAUGAAGACGACGCCUUUGCCAAGGGCCCUACGCUGACAGUGUAUAAAGAGUCCUUUGAAUCUCAGUUUUUGGCCGACACGGAGAGAUUUUAUACCAGGGAGAGCACUGAAUUCUUGCAGCAGAACCCAGUGACUGAAUAUAUGAAAAAGGCAGAGGCCCGUCUGCUCGAAGAACAACGAAGAGUCCAGGUCUACCUUCACGAAAGCACACAAGAUGAACUAGCAAGGAAGUGCGAGCAAGUGCUCAUUGAAAAACACCUGGAGAUUUUCCACACAGAAUUCCAGAAUUUGUUGGAUGCUGACAAAAAUGAAGAUUUGGGGCGCAUGUAUAAUCUCGUAUCUAGAAUCCAGGAUGGCCUAGGAGAAUUGAAAAAACUUCUAGAGACACACAUCCAUAAUCAGGGUCUCGCAGCCAUUGAAAAGUGUGGAGAAGCUGCUCUAAAUGACCCCAAGAUGUAUGUACAGACAGUGUUGGAUGUUCACAAAAAAUACAAUGCCCUGGUGAUGUCGGCGUUCAACAACGAUGCUGGUUUUGUGGCUGCACUUGACAAGGCCUGUGGUCGCUUCAUCAACAACAACGCAGUUACCAAAAUGGCCCAGUCGUCCAGUAAAUCCCCCGAGUUGCUGGCUCGAUACUGCGACUCCUUGUUGAAGAAAAGUUCCAAGAACCCAGAAGAAGCAGAGUUAGAAGACACGCUCAACCAAGUGAUGGUGGUCUUCAAGUAUAUAGAGGAUAAAGACGUGUUCCAGAAAUUCUAUGCAAAGAUGCUGGCCAAAAGACUAGUACAUCAGAACAGUGCCAGUGAUGAUGCCGAAGCAAGCAUGAUCUCUAAACUAAAGCAAGCUUGUGGUUUUGAAUAUACCUCUAAACUUCAGCGGAUGUUUCAAGACAUUGGUGUGAGCAAAGAUUUGAAUGAGCAGUUCAAAAAGCACCUGACGAACUCAGAACCGCUAGACUUGGACUUCAGCAUCCAGGUGCUAAGCUCCGGGUCGUGGCCCUUCCAGCAGUCCUGCACGUUCGCCUUGCCGUCAGAGCUGGAACGCAGUUAUCAGCGAUUCACAGCUUUUUACGCUAGCCGUCACAGUGGCAGAAAACUGACCUGGCUGUAUCAGCUGUCCAAAGGAGAAUUGGUAACCAACUGCUUCAAAAAUCGAUACACUUUGCAGGCAUCCACCUUCCAGAUGGCGAUCCUGCUUCAGUACAACACGGAAGACGCGUAUGCUGUGCAGCAGCUGACUGACAGCACUCAGAUCAAAAUGGACAUUUUGGCACAAGUCCUACAGAUUUUAUUGAAGUCGAAGUUACUGGUUCUGGAAGACGAGAACGCGAACGUUGAUGAGGUGGAAUUGAAGCCAGACACCUUAAUCAAAUUGUAUCUCGGUUAUAAAAAUAAAAAGUUAAGGGUUAACAUCAACGUGCCGAUGAAAACCGAACAGAAGCAGGAACAGGAGACCACACACAAAAAUAUCGAGGAGGACCGCAAGCUGCUGAUUCAGGCGGCCAUCGUGAGGAUCAUGAAGAUGCGGAAGGUCUUGAAGCACCAGCAGCUGCUCGGAGAAGUGCUGACUCAGCUGUCCUCGAGGUUCAAGCCGCGGGUCCCAGUGAUCAAGAAAUGCAUUGACAUUCUGAUCGAGAAGGAAUAUCUGGAGCGAGUUGAUGGGGAAAAGGACACCUACAGUUACUUGGCUUAGCCCUUCCGGAAGGGUCUGCCUGUGCGAGCCGCAGCAGGUGGUUCCGGCCGAGAGAAGAGCUCCACCCAGCUCGCAGCAGCCAGCCUGGCGCCGUCCGGACCUCCCUUUUUAAAACCGAGGCCGAGGCCCCACCGGCCGGUCUCAGACGAACAUCAGAACUGCUCAGGAUUGACACGUUUCAAGUCUGUAAAUACGGACACCGACGCCAUUUAACCUAAUUUAAGAAGAGGGGCGUCGCGCCCCGAGGGCUGCAUGCUACCGCAUUUAAACCAGUCCAUUGGCUGCGAGGCCGACGGCCGCCGUCCUCGGGCAUCGGCGUUGGCAGCACCCCCUUUGAGAGCAAGUCUCACGGACCCACGUUAGUCUGCUAUGAAAAACCAUUUGUAUAGUGUGUUUCAUUUUUUAAUGUGUGAAAAUAAAGAGAAUUAAAGAAUUUCCGUACAGGU
Molecule: messenger RNA, 3094 nt
Organism: Lynx canadensis (Canada lynx)
Lineage: Eukaryota; Metazoa; Chordata; Mammalia; Carnivora; Felidae
Gene: CUL1
Product: cullin 1
Exons: 22
Coding region: 318-2648 (776 amino acids)
Biological process (GO): SCF-dependent proteasomal ubiquitin-dependent protein catabolic process; protein ubiquitination
Cellular component (GO): SCF ubiquitin ligase complex
Molecular function (GO): ubiquitin protein ligase binding
Source: RefSeq, a predicted model, not a curated record